AUGGGUUGUUUGGGCAACAGUAAGACUGAAGAUCAGCGAAAUGAGGAGAAGGCACAAAGAGAAGCAAACAAAAAGAUAGAGAAACAGCUUCAGAAGGACAAACAGCUAUAUAGAGCAACUCACAGGCUACUACUUUUAGGUAAAUUUGAAUGGAAUCUGAUGUGUUGUAGGCAAGGCCUCAUUGGCAACAUUGUUUAUAUUCCUACAUGACAUGUUAUAUUUGAUGUUGUGAUAUAGGAUUUUGUUUUCUCUGUUUCUUCACAUUUGAUACAUUAUGUGGUAGGCCUGUGUGAUUGUAACAGCUAGUGCCUAAUCUAUAUGAAACAUGGGUGUUGAGCCUCUACAUGUGGGUUGUGGCUGUGUUCUCAGAACUACUAGCUGCUUGAAAACUUUCAAAUCCAUAGGCCUGUGUAUUUCGAGGUGGGCCUAAGUGUGAAAUAAUGAACUCACUCUUUGAGCAUUUCUACCACUGACACUUCUGUACUGUUAUCAUGUAAAAACAGUCUAAAUGUCCUCUAAAUUAUAUUUAAUUAGAAAAUGCCUGAGACCUAGUGUAUUGAAUGUUAUACCAGUAUUUCCGUUGGAGAGGAAGUUGUGGUAACUAAAGUAAGCAGAACAGAGUUCACAUUUAACCAUAAUGUCUACUACAAUGCUGCUUUAUAUAGCACUGUGCUCUUUGCACUUUUCUAUGAUAUGACCAUUUUUUGUUGUGCCAUUGUCAGGUUUUCAGAUGUUGGCAUAUUUGUGAGUUUGAAUUUUGUCAGACAGUGGAGAUAGAAAACCGACCAUGAUUAAGCUCAUACCAUUUGAUAUCACUGUUAUGGGAAAGAAGAUUUUCAAAUUGAAAUUGAGAGUAUAGUUGGCACCUUUAUGCUUGAUUCACGCUAUAGGGUCAAGCCGAGCUCUACUGGGCUAGCCUGGUUAUGCAUCCACCACUGGAACCGUGCUGGAAAGGACAGUGUUAAAAGACUAUAUCAGAGCCAGUACAGUCCGGGUCAGCCCCAUAGGCAUUAGAGUGGAUCUGUGAUGAAGAGCUUCCUUUGUUAUUCUCACAUGGGGAAGUCCACAAACCUAAACUAGCCAAUCUAAAAUAAUCUAUCAGACUUGAUAGAGGUUUUAUGCCUUACUUUGUGUUAGCAUUACACCCCUGGUUAUUAUUAUCAUUAUUAGAUUUCAACAGGUUAAUAUUGCACUCAUUUAUUUAUAUUUUACUGUAUGUGUGGAUUCACCAAACAUCCCCCUAUUGUACAUUUUUUGCCUCAGACACAGUUGGUCUCACACUCAAGGUAGAAGUUGCCCCUAACCACAUCAGUUCAUCCAACUUAAAUCCAGACCUUAACCAACUGGAGAAUACAAGUAUAUCUGACCCUAGACCAGAGGUUAAGGGCAACCUCUUCCAACUCCUGGCCUCUGUCACUGCUGUGUGAGACCUCAGUCAGGUGGCAGAAUAACCCAUUUCAAUUGGAACUUUUCUGAUAGUUCAGCAUUUCAAAUCUGUGAAAUAAACACUAUCACUUUGAACAUGUCUCUCUUUACAAUAACUUUUUUGCAGAUUACUUCUGAGCAUCACAUUCCAAAUGGCCAUCUCGGUUGGCUGUCAGGAUAGUGCAGUGCUCUGUAAUCUUUGAAAUGUUUCUAACCACCUCUUGUUCUCUAUCUCUUUCGUUCGCUCUUUCUCUCUAUACCUUUACACAGGGGCUGGUGAGUCAGGGAAGAGCACCAUAGUGAAACAGAUGCGAAUCCUACAUGUGAAUGGCUUCAAUGCAGAGUAAGUAUCGUUUUAUUCUACAGACUACGUUCCUCAACUGCGAAUAAAGAUCAGGGUUUGAGAUGGGCAGAGGGAUAGGGGAAAUUCCCAGAGGAACCAAGAAUGAAAACAUUCAAAACACUAACUUGACCCUUAUGCGUCUUUCAUGCAUUGGUCUUUCAAUACCUGAAUUGUAUAAUACACACACUAUAUGCACCUGUGCUACAGCACAUGAUGGGAGGGUAAUUACAGUUCCCUCGGUUUGGCUUCAAUAGCGACUAUUACUUACUGUCUAGGUGUCUCGUCUUUAUGUUAUUUUUUAAAUUUUUAUGGAAAUCUUAGAUUGCUGUUGAAGAAUUAUCAGUACGAUUGCAUGGACUUCCAAAAAUGAAAAGCUAAUGUAAAGAUGAGGAGUAAACUUAUUUUGGAACAAACUCUGUGGGGUUCAAGCCCUGCUUGGUGACGGGUGCUAGUGCAUUGGUUGGUGGAGGUUUAAACCCAGGUAAGUAGGUUGGUUGGGGGUUUAGGCCUAAAUGUGGGGAUGGGUGAGGGUCCAUGCCUCUGGGCACUUACAUGCGACUUCUGCUAUCAGAAUACGAUGAUCGCAUUGAAAAGACAAAAGUCGCAUUGUGGUAUGAUUGUGUUCAGAUCUGGCUGACCACCUCAUUAGGUGGUCAGGGAUGCAUUGUGUGCGUAUUUCUCCUCAGUCUGGACUCAAUCAGGCUACCAAAAAGUGCAUACAAUGGGCGACAUCAUCAGCACUCCGCCCACAAGUCUCCAGAAAACGUGUGUUUUGGUAGCGAGAGGCACCUUAUUAUAGUGUUGGAGGACGUACGUUCCUAGCGUGUGAGGAAUGUGUUUGCUGUCCUCAAAUGCUAGCCAAAUAAAUAAUAUUUAGAAAAAAAGUGUUGUUUUACUAGAGUUAUGCAAACCCGUUUGCAAUCCCUUUUAGCUUUGCUAGCUAUCUUGCUGGUUAGCUAAAGAGGUUAGCUGGCUAAUUAGCUACAGUAGUUAGCUUCUGCCAUCAAGUAGUUGUUGUGUUAUCACAUUUAGCCUUUUCCACCGUUUGCAGAAUGCAUACUGGCAUUUGAAUAUAACGCGGGAAAAUGGAAUCCGGACACAAUGUGGACACAUUUAAAUGUAGGUGUAGACGCAUGAUGUGUUCGGAAUUCCAUGAUCAGAAUACAAAAAUGGCAUUAACUGUCAAGUCUAGAUACAGCCUCUGUGCGUUGGUGGGUUGGGUUUUAGUCCCCAGUUUGUGGGGUUAGGUUUGACGGUUCAGGCUCUGGCAUGGUGAGUGGCUUGGGUUAGAUGAGCAAACCAGCACCUAAGGCACCCAGCAGCGUGUGACCCAUCUCGUGACUCCAUAACACUUACAACUGCUGUGUGUGUGUGUGUGUGCGCGCGAAUAUGCUCAGUUCGUCACUUGGUCACAUCCUAGAUCCAGGGUGUCAAACAUACGGCCCGGGGGUAGUUUGACUAAAACAUUUUAAUAAUACUUAUUUGAUUUUUUGGUUGGGGGAAAACAAACUCAAUCUACUUUUAAAAUGACUAAAACCAAAUCGAAACUGUGUAGAAAUUAUAAUGGACCUACAUUCAUACAGUUUCAUGACUGUCCAGCUCGCUAAAAAUCACAGAAAUUAAAGCUAGACAGUCAAGAGAAUCAAAUUCCAAAAACGAUGCAAAUUUUGACGGUGAAGAAAUAUGACCAAUUUUCAGUGUGGCCCUCUGGACCUCGUUGAAGACCGAAUGCCGCCGCCCCCCCGGGCAAAAUAGGUUUGACACGCCUGUCCUAGACAUUUCAAACAUAAAUUGAUUAGUUGGUUGUGUCUGUGUGUUAAGUUAGCUGUACUGUAUAUAACUUCAACUCUAUGGUAUUUGCAAUGGAUAAAAUGUAGGGCAGUGUGACUGACUUCUUGAGCAAUGUUUUCUCGUCAGUCCUGGAGGAAAAGAUACUGUACAAGGAAAAGGAAUAUAAGGAAUUCCAGGAGGUGUUUGGUAGAUUCCUUCAAUCCUGGUGUAUGAUGUUUUUGCAUUCAGUAACUUCCAUUGAACUUCUAUAGGCCUAAUAGCAUGAUAGCUCAUCCAUUUGUGAAACAAAUAUAUUUUGAUUAUUUUGUCUUCUUUAGUACAUUCUUAGAAAAAGCUAGACACUGAUGUAUACACUAACACAUGCUUUCUCCUUCCUUCAAGUUGUUGCCUAUUCUCUCUCUCCGAACACAGACACACACCUACAAGCGAACACAUGCUACUUUGUAAUAGCAUGUGAUUUUUAAUGACUAUCAUGUUGAAAAUGUAAACAAGGCCUUCUCAAUCUACCUCCUAACCCAAUAAACAAGACGGUAUGCCUGUGUGGGAUACAGGCCCUUCUGCUGGCUGUUGCCUAUUCUCUCUACUUUCUCUCCCUUCUCUCGCACCCUUUCCCUUUCUAUCCUUUUAUCUCUCUAUUUGUCGGUGUACCUCUUUCUCCUUCACAUUCUCUCCCUUACUCCUUGAAUGCUGUUUGUGUUUUUGGUGUAAAUUAAACAUCAGUGGUAGUGCACAGUCUGUGAUGGGUACUGCUCAGCAGAACGGUUGUUUUACAAUUUAGUUGUACAUUGAAACAGUCUAGUAAUGGGCUGUUGCAGCUCAGUUACCACUCUUACAAGUGGGGUCAUGCUUGACAUGGGAUCAUUUGUAGCUAUCGUAGCAGGUAGAGUGUAGACACUGGGAGACUGUGACCUGUUAAAUAUGAGUUUCACAUAGUUGAAGAUGUGUGUGGCAGGUUCAGAAGGGAUGAUGUUGAGGUAUUGUGCAUGUGUGCCAGCUGUUUAUAGACUAUUAUCCACAUACAUUUUAGUUUUUUGUUUGCUGUAUCAUCAAUAUAUCUGUUGUGUAUGACAAAAUGAUAUUUGUAAUUUACAACGUGGAAGAUUGAGCUUCGAUGUUUUUUUGCAGAGAGAAGAAGCAGAAAAUUCACGACAUCAAGAAUAAUAUUAAAGAAGCUAUUGAGGUAAGUUUUCGGUUUGAAUAUCACUGUGGGUAGGAAAAUCUAAACAGCUAAGCAUGAAUCAUCAAUAUUUUAUCAAUGAUUAUUGAAUAUAAGAUACCCCAAGACAAUCCUGUGUUGUCACUUGAUCUGUAUUGAUUGUGUGUGUUUGUGUCACUCUUUAGACCAUAGUAGCGGCUAUGAGUACACUGACUCCUCCCGUUCAGCUCGCCAGUCCACACAACCAACAUCGAAUCGAUUAUGUCCUCAACCUAGUCAAUCAGAAGGACUUUGAAUUCACAUCUGUGAGUAUGACAAUGUUUCUACCACCCACACACACACAGAGAUCAUUAUAUAUUGGCAUUGUCUUUUCAUGAAUGUACAGUAUAUACACGCCUGUGUGAGUGAGCACAUGAUUUUUUGUGUGUACUGUGCAUGUGCACAUAUCUAAAGUGCCUUCAGAACAUAUUCAUACCCCUUGACUUAUUCCACAUUUUGUUGUUACAGCCUGAAUUCAAAAUGGGUGAGGAAAACAAAUCUAUUUAAUCCAUCUACACACAAUACCCUAUAAUGACAAAGUGAAAACAAGUUUUUAGAAAUGUUAGCAAAUUUAUUGAAAAUGAAAUACAGAAAUAUCGCAUUUAUGUAAAUAUUCACACCCCUGAGUCAAUACUAUGUAGAAGCACUUUUGGCAGCGAUUACAGCUGUGAAUCUUUCUGGGUAAGUCUCAGCUGGUAGAGCACGGCGCUUGUAACGCCAAGGUAGUGGGUUCGAUCCCCGGGACCACCCAUACACAAAAAUGUAUGCACGCAUGACUGUAAGUCGCUUUGGAUAAAAGCGUCUGCUAAAUGGCAUAUUAUUAUUAUUAUUAUUAUUAUAAAAGCUUUCCACACCUGGAUUCUGCAACAUUUGCCCAUUUAUUUUCAAAAUUCUUCAAGCUCUGUCAAAUUAGUUGUUGAUCAUUGCUAGACAACCAUUUUCAGGUCUUGCCAUAGAUUUUCAAGUAGAUUUAAGUCAAAACUGUAACUCAGCCACUCAGGAACAUUCACUGUCUUCUUGGUAAGCAACUCCAGUUUAGAUUUGGCAUUGUGUUUUAGGUUACUGUCCAGCUGAAAGGUAAAUUAAUCUCCCAGUGUCUGGUGGAAAGCAGACUGCACCAGGUUUUCCUCUAGGAUUUUGCCUGUGCUUGGCUCCAUUCCGUUCUUUUUUAUCCUGAAAAACUCCAGAAUCCUUAACCAUUAGAAGCAUACCCAUAACAUGAUGCAGCCACCACUUUGCUUGAAGAUAUGGAGAGUGGUACUCUGUAAUGUAUUGGAUUUGCCCCAAACAUAACACUGUAUUCAGGAUAAAUAGUUAAUUGCUUUGCCACAUGUUUAGCAGUAUUACUUUAGUGCCUUUUAGAUGCAUGUUUCGGGAAUAUUUGUAUUCUGUAAAGGCUUACUUCUUUUCACUUUGUCAAUUAGGCUAGUAUUGUGGAGUAACUAUGUUGUUGAUCCAUCCUCAGUUUUCUCCUAUCACAGCCAUUAAACUCUGUAACUGUUUUAAAGUCACCAUUGGCCUCAUGGUGAAAUCCCUGAGCAAUUUCCUUCCUCUCUGGCAACAUAGUUAGGAAGGACGCCUGUAUCUCUGUAGUGACUGGGUGUAUUGAUACACCAUCCAAAGUGUAAUUAGUGACUUCACCAUGCUCAAACGGAUAUUCAAUGUCUGCUUUUAAAGGUUUUACCCAUCUACCAAUAGGUGCUCGACUUUGUGAGGCAUUGGAAAACCUCCCUGGUCUUUGUGGUUGAAUCUGUGUUUGAAAUUCACUGCUCGACUGAGGGACCGUACAGAUAAUUGUAUUUGUGUGGAUUUGUAAACAUUUCGAAAAACAUAAUUCCAUUUUGACAUUAUGCGGUAUUGUGUGGAGGCCAGUGACCAAACAUGUAUAUUUAAUCCAUUUUAAAUUCAGGCUGUAACACAACAAAAUGGGGGGAAAGUACAUUCUGAAGGCACUGUACAUGUUCCCUUAGGAAGGCCCAUCCACUAGUAUAAUAAUAAUAUUAUAAUAUGCCAUUUAGCAGACGCUUUUAUCCAAAGCGACUUACAGUCAUGUCAUGUGUGCAUACAUUUUUACGUAUGUAGUAGUCCCUGUUGCAGGUGCCAGCCUCAUGGUACUGGUAGCUCUUUUGGGUUGUGGUACAGUAGUAAUUAGCAGGUAGGGCCUCUAUGGGAUGCCCCUUAGCUAAUUGACUGCCCUGAGGGAAGGCCUGGAGGUCUCUGAGUACCACUGCUUGACACUGAUUGUGCCUUUAACGCCCUAAAUAUCUCUCUGGGACCCACGUGUCUGUGUCAGUGUCACUGGGACCCACACCUGAACAACAGAGUGCUUGCUGGUAGUCUUCAGGCUGUUAGGACUUGGCUGGGAGGGACAUAGGACUCUAUUCAAGUUAAGCAGGUAGCAGGUUUCUGGAUAAGUCAAAAACAUAAUCCAUUUAAUUGAAUUUAUAAUGGCUUUAUCAAUGCAUUGGGAACUUUGUUAUAUAUUGAUCACAGAAACCUUAACGGAUUUGAUUGAAUAGUGUGCACCACAGUGAGUUUUACUUACCCCUAGGACAGACAACAACAUGUUGUCACUCAUCAAAAUGAAAACAACCGAUAGGUUAAUGCUUUGCGUAUAUUUUGCUGUUAUUACGUGUUAAUUUAGAUCCACUUAAGAGUCUUAGGCUGAUACAAAAUGAUCUAUUACGAUUGAAUGGUUGCAUCCCUACCAUUGCGCCAUAGACAGUUAUUGAAGAUUGCUUUGUCUUUUUUCUGGGCCUAGUACACCUGCCAUAACAUCUCUCUCUGAGUUUGGAUGUCUAGGCCUACGUGUGAAGGCGAUGUGAUUGUCUGCUAUCUUGCUCUGUGGUGUUUGGAUGUCUGUGAUUUUAGCUCCUGAUGGAGGGGAGUUGGGGAACUCUAAGGUCAGACAGUGUAACUCUUUCUCUCCCUCCCUCCCUCCCUCCUCUCUGUCACCCCCCAGGCUGAGAGGAAACCGGUUCUACUGGUCACCUGAUCUCAGAGUACAUGUAGAAAAAAAGAGAGGAUGAGGAAAAGGCCUUUAGAAGUGGGGGUAUCUGGGGGUAGAAGUGGGGGCAUCUGGAAGUAGAAGUGGGAGUAUCUGGGGGUAGAAGUGGGGGCAUCUGGGGGUAGAAGUGGGGGCAUCUGGGGGUAGAAGUGGGGGUAUCUGGGGGUAGAAGUGGGGGUAGUUUGUACGGGUAUCUACUGUCUGGGCUAUUCACUUCCAGUUAAUUUAAUGUUUUAAGGUGUCGUUUUUGUUGUGGUAUGGGAUUUAUUUUCAGACUGCUGAUUUCUCGACUGAUGAUAAUGGAAGUCUUAUGGGUUGUCUAAACGCCAGUAAAAUGUACAUUUUCUAAAAUGCAAAGCUACCAGGGACCUCACUUCGUUUCUCAUUUCUCUCGCUACAUGAAGCUAUUGUAGUAGUGUUUACCAUAGAGUUAGAAUGCUAUUGAGGAGAUGCCCAUUCAGCCACAUUUUGCGUAAGGUUUUUGUGUAGCACAUGCUACGUUAUAGGUUGUUGUUUAGAAACCAGGAAAAAGCAACCAGCCAUUGAAACGGAGCCAUGGCCUUCUGAUAAACCUCAACUUGACAAUUGUCCCAUUGCUUCAAAAAAUUGUUAAAGCAAAAUCAAGCUCCCUGUGAUAUAUUUUGCAAAACAAUAACAUUAGUGUAUUUGAGAAAGCCCAUCCCAAAGAAUGAAAUGGAAAUUAUAAAAAAAUUAAUUAAAGGAAAGAUGGCAAUUUCCUUUCUUUUUCGGCAUUAGACCUGCCUAAUUCUCACUUAAAACAUAGUUUUUGUUUGUAAUAGGCUAAAUCACACAUUCUGUUAACAUCUGACUCCAGAGUGAUCUAUUCUUGCAAUUUGUAGUCUAUGACAUUCCAGAUUUAGAUAUCAUAAUUUUUUCACAAAGUAGUUUGGAUGUAGUGAACUACUUUUUCUAAGUAACUUUAGUUCAUUUCAACUGUAUUUUUCUUAAGAGUAGCCUUAGUGUAGCUUAACUUCUUCCAGCGUGAAGUAAUUGGUAGCUUGGUAAACUGUAUUUUCAGAGUAGCUUCCCGAACACUGCAAGCCAGUGAGCAGGAGGGAAACAAUAUAGCAUUGAGUUGUAGCCCCAAAGGAUUCUGGGUCGGCUGCUGUAAUGCAAUAAGGAGUUACUAGAGAGGAGUUUUUUUUUUCUCAAGCGCAUGACUGAUAAUAAAGGAGGACUCUGUUACUAAGACACAUAAUGAGUGCUCUUUUAUGGAGAUGGAUGCAUGGAUUUCAAGUAACCCAAGCCAGCGAAAAAGUGGGACAAAUAUAUUGGGCAGCGAAACCUAAAUGUUAUGCGAGUGUGUGUGGCCCAAUUGUUCCACAAAUGUCCAGUUGUCCAAAAGCAUUUAUUUUAUACAUGACACAGUUUCCUGUUUACCUUCAUGGUCCAAAUGGAGAAGAAUGAAGGGAGAUUUGAGACUAACUACCUUUCCAUGUGCUUUUUAGCCCUCUGAAUGUUGUCCAUGGGGCAGUCACUCUGGUCCUUGAUAAGCUAUGUGAACAUUCCCACUUUAUGCAAAGGUUUUAUCAAACAAGGAUGUAACAGAUUAGCCAUUAGAUAUGACAGUUGACUCCUCUGUUUACACCUGCACCACUUUUGUUUGUCGAGUCAAUGCAAUUAAAUAUGAUUCAUUCAAUAUUAUAUGGGAUUUUGACAUGAUUAUUUAGGGGUAGGUCCGUGAUACCUGCCAAAGAUAAGUCAACUGACCCUCCCAAGCCUGUCGACCAUAUGCAAUCUUAAUUUCUCCUCAUUGAAGGAAACGUUGAAAAACAUGCCUUGUUUUUACUUGAUUUAAGGCACAAUCUAAUUUCAACGGCCUGACUAUGCCACUUGGUUUUUGCUAUAUUGAAGCUCCCCUUGGCCGUUACCCUCACUGGCCACAGAACCUGUUCUCCAGUCAAUAAAUGCCAGAUCCCUAAUAGGUGUGCUGCCCUAUUGGAAUGUCAUUCUUCCCACCCAUAUUCACCUUUUCUGCAUGUACACACGCUCUAGCCAAGCACAAAGGACACAGCGUGUGGUGUCAACAAAGAUGCCGCACAUCGCAGUGCCCUCAAACACAGCAUGGAUGGACAGUGUCCUCUUUUUCGACUUGCUUUAAUUCAGUUGAUCCUCUCUCUCUCUCGUCCUCUCUCACAUUCUCUUUCUCCCCAUGUAUUUCUCUUUCAGGAGUUUUAUGAAAAUGCGAAGACUCUCUGGCAGGACGAGGGCGUGAGGGCGUGUUUUGAGAGAUCCAAUGAGUACCAGCUGAUCGACUGCGCGCAGUAGUAAGUAUGCACUGCACCGCACGCCGAGAGAGGACCAGCAGUCUUUAGUAGCUCCAGUGCCCUUAUACAGGCCUGUGUUGCUGAAAAUAAACAGUAUAGGCCAAAGAUUAGGGGCACGUAUAGCACAGUACCCAAACUGAAAUGUAUUCAAUUUCAUCUGAACUUUAUUGUACAAAGCAAUUUCCUUGAGACUGUUCUGAUUUUCUGUGACAUAAUGGGCAAGUGUUCUGCCUGAAAAAUGGCCCUUGAUGUUUUAUGUAUUCCUAUUGUUGUGGUUGAGGGUCUGUGUAAAAGGACCCGGGAAGUGGUGUGUGGACGCAGAGCUCUGUAAUGGAAGUCCUCAUGAGCUCACACUCUUACUCUGCAUCUCCUCAUCGCGUCUCAGUGCACGCACACCACAGUAUGACAUCACCAGAGCUGUCUGCAUCAACAAUGCCACCUCUCUCUGGCUAUGCGUCUCUCUGCCGCUCUCCCUCGUACUCUCUCGCUCCACGCUCUCUCACACACAUUCUCUUCUUCUCCUUCUUUUCCUCUCCUUCAUGCUUUCUCUCUCAACUGUUGUGUGGCUCCAUCUCCGCAUCUGUGAUGUAGGAUAUUUGCAGCGACAGGGACCAAAAAUGGCAGGUCCUGAGUCAUAAGACGGGAGAUACAGAGAUUUCACCAGUGGUUGGAUGGGGAGGGGGGGGGGGGGGGGGGGGGGAGUACACCACUAAACCACAGUGACUGGAGCCUCAGAGUUAAAUCUGUUAUGGUGGUGUUUGAUUUGAGCUGAUUGUAUAAAACAAAUACAUGUGCUAAUGUUUGAAGAAAUAGUGCUGUGUAUUGGAUUGUGUUACUUAACAGUCUAGGACAACCCCUUCAGGUGGUUCAGAUGGUCCAGUCCAGUUUUGGUCCCUCCCUCUCUCUCCUGCUCUCUCUUUCUUUCACUCACUCUCCUCCACUCUUUCUUUCUUUCACUCACUCUCCCACUCUUUCACUCACUCUCCCACUCUUUCACUCACUCUCCCACUUCCUCUCUCCCAGUCCCUCUUUCUCUCUCUCUUGCUCCCUCUCUUUUUUUCUCUUGUUCUCUUCUUUUUCUUUCUCUCCCUCUCUCAGGCUACUCUAGUCACACAAGAUUUUGAGCUGAUAGUCUAUUUAUAGAGCCUGUAGUUCUGUCUCUAUGGCAACCAUGCUGGAGGCCAGGGAGCUAUUUUUGAAUCUGCUCUGUAAUGUCAGACACUACUUUCUCUCUCCCUCUCUCUUUCACACACAAAUACACACACUUUUUCAAUUGUACUCCCUUCCUACCUAUCCCCCUCCCUCUCUUUCUUACCUCUCACUCUACGCCUUGCCUACCACUUCCUCUCUCCCCCUCCCACUCAGUCUCAUCUCUCUCCCAGUGCCAGAUGUCUGUGUUUGUCUUUUGGGUUCAGGCCGGUGGGCUAGGUCAGGUUUGUGAGUGUGAACCCUUGUGGAAGGAGAGCUUACAGCUUUUACAACAUUAUUCUAUAACGUGUAGGAAAGGAAAAUAGUUCAUCUCCACACCUGUGUUCUUCUGGAGUCUGCAGUUAUCUCUGGCCAUCUUUGUUGCCAUAACAAAGAAUGGUAAAUGCGCACGUACACACACAUCAUCUCUUUGUGUGUUUGUCCUAGUUGGGGCUGGGCGAUAUGGCCUAAAAAUCCUCUAACUUUUUUCAAACUUAUGGGCGAUCCACGAUAUAUAUCGUGUAUAUAUAUAUAUUUUUUCUCUAAAUAAGCAUGGUUGUACAAUUUAAAUGUCAAAUGCACCGCAUUUCAAACAGUCAGCAAUAAUCUAAUGAAUUCAGGGUUUGUGAAGUUAUACCUAGGCUAAAUGUAAGCCUUCCACAACCAUAAGACCCACUAAUAAUUUCAUUCGUUUAUCAAAAUAGUUUAACCUGAUUUUUUUGGUGCAAUAAUCACUGAUCUGGCUUUCAAGUCUGGCUAUGAAAAUGGCCUUUUUUGUUAUAAAUUUAACUAGAACAAUGCAUAAUGCACAUUCACUAAUAAUGACCAACAUUUUGUAGCAGGCAUUAGGCUAUAGAAAAUUAACACAGGUCUCAUCAACAAUCUCUCAAGCCCACUUGCUAGUGAUUAGCCAGCUAAUCUUUUAUAUUUCAAGUUUAGCCAAUUUGGAUCUAUUUGCUAGCUAACAAGGUUGAACAGUUGAACUGUUAUGAACACACCCUUCUGUCUGUCUCCAACUGUUUGAAAAGCAUGUUAGCCUGUCCACGUUGUUCAGAUGUUGAAAUCAAGUGGCCUACAUUAUUUAUCAGAAUGAGAACGAGUUGCCAAUUCCUUAUAUAAUUGUGUUUUAUGCUUUAUGCACAUUUAUAAAACACAGACUAGACAACCAGUAUAACAAAAUACUGCUAGCGGUACAUGGUACACCAAUGCCGCGCGCGACAAACUGAGCAUUGUUUUCCCAGAAUCAAUGUACAUUGAUACGCUCGUUUUAGUAGUGUCUGCUCUGUGCGCAAUUUGAGUAGUUGCGACAUAAGGGUAUCGUUCGAAAAGUUAACUUAUCCUCUAUUACAGUAAAAUAAUGUGUUAUGGUGGCCAUAUGACCGAUUCUGUUGGACCAAACCUCAAACGCAAAUAGCGCGUUGAAACCGCUUGUCAGAGAGGAAGAUUUCAUCUCUCAACUUUGUUGGCGUGAGAGGCAAGGGGAGGGGCUUGUUGUGUGUGUAAACCAAAGAGGCAGAGGCGAAGCGAGAGGUUUCACUCUCGCUAAAAAUCUGUCCAAAAUAAGGCCAACGCGUUUCUAUUGGCUUCUUUUGGAUUUAAGCUUGUCGCCUCUACCUUCCCGCCUUUCAGACAACGACUCCCAUUGUUAGGGCGGAGACGUGCAUCUCGUCAUUAUAUACAGAUCUCUGGUGUAAAUGGGAAGGUGCACACAGCACAGAAGCGCAGACGAGCGAAGGAGACGAGACCAAAAAUACAACAUGAGUACAAGCGGACAUAAACGCUCAUAUAAACGAAAAAAUAACAAAACCUCGAUUCUUGCGAUACAAGGAUUUUGAAUGUCGCGCAAAAACAUAAAUAAAACUAUAUCAAAUAAAUUUGAGAUAUCGCACAGCCCUAGUCCCUUUGUCUCACCCAGUGAGUGCCGACUCAUUCAUGCCAUGUCUCACCUGUAGUUAGGCCUGGCCCAUUCCACCCCACCAUGUCACAUUCCUGGUUAUCCAGAGGCUCGGCAUUCCUCUGUGUUCAGUAUGCUUGGGAGACCGGGCCAGCAUUGUUCUGUCACGCACUGUUGGUACAGUUUGUGAUGUUCAGUUGUAUUAGCCACUCUAUAGGGACUGUUUAAACCCAAGUGAAAUAUCAGUUAACAUUAUAUAUUUGAAUGGGACAUUAGUCUCAAAGUCAGUAUGACUACAGGACUAGAACCAUUGCCAUUCCUGUCAUCUGUAAGUGUCUCUACAAAUGACGUAUAUGCUAGUGUUUCUCUCCACCUCCUUGUUCCUGACCUGGACUGACACUGGUCCCUGGGAUGUUACUAACUGGCUGCUCAGUUAGUUAGCUGACACUGAUUCGAAUCAGUUCUCAAGUUAACUAAAGGACAACAAUACUUAAUGUACAUGUAGUUAAAUAAUUCUACAUAUAUUCCUAAUUUCCUCUUUCUGCAAGUGCUGGAUUUUAACCCACAGCGGUCAAUCCACCAUUCACUGGGAUCUUAACUCCAACACUCUGAUGUCCACAGAUUAACCCAUCUUUCUCACUAUAGUGCUAUUUCCUUUUGCGAUACAUCGCUCUAUUUUACUGUGAUGUCUUACGAGGGUCUUGAACCUCCCUAUUUGUAACAUUUCUACCGAAAUUGCCCUAAAAAUACAUAUUUUACACAAGAGUGUAAUGAUAGUUCCCAUUUACUGAUUGUGGUUUUUCAGAUCCCCUAACAAUACAGUUUUCAUGUCCAUCUGAACCCUGAUAUUAUGACAUAACAACCAUUCCUGGACCUGACUCCAAAAGCGAGCCACCGGUGGAUAGUAUCAGCACAAGGCUGACUUUUCAAUGCCCCAUAUAUUGAGCAUUCUUUUUGUAGCAAGAAUUUUAUAUAAUAGCUUAAAUUAAAAUGACCAGAUUGAUUGUUUUAGAUAUCAGAUAAUAGACCCGAUGCCAAGGUAUUGGGACAUCAAAGACCUGUUCCCAAGUAACUUGAAUUUUAUACGGCAUUGCUGUCUCAAGUCCUACUUGUCAAGUCCUAGUUUUUAUCUAAGUUGGCCUCCAAAGAGGAAGGAGUGAUGGCUUACUGCAGGUCAGUCCCUCCCUAGCAGAAAAAUAGUUGGAGAAACACAGGUCUAUAUAAUUCUAUUGAGCUCAGUGGUCUCUACCUGUCCACACACAGAAAAGCUUCCCAUAAUGCUCACUCACUGAUGAGAAUUCCAUCAUUUUGUCCUUUCCUGUUCAUCCUCCUGAAUCUCUGUUUCUUUCUUCUCCUCAGCUUUCUAGACAAGAUUGAUAUUGUGAAACAGAGUGACUACACUCCCACUGAUCAGGUGAGUUUCCGUGGUCUCAGUGCCGCCAUCACCAGACGCCCAGGGAUACAUCUCAAAUGGCACCCUGUUCCCUGUACAAUGCACUACUUUUGGCCACUACUGUCCCUCCAUCAUCAACUGCCUUUCAUAAUAUUUAUAAAUAUAACACAGAUUAAUGACUCCUGUCUCUCUCUCUCGUCUCUCAGGACCUACUGAGAUGCCGAGUGCUCACCUCUGGGAUCUUCGAAACCAGAUUUCAAGUGGACAAAGUAAAUUUCCAGUGAGUAUAACCCGGGGUUAUCGUCCCAUUCGGUUAUUAGUACAAUACCUGAAGAGCAAUCUCCAACUCAGCCCUGCAGACGUUUAGGAGUCCAUUCAGUGCAGCUAACAUGUGAUUCAUCACUAUGCCACAAGGUGGUAGUGUGUGAUAUAUUGGUCUCACUUUGCCAUUUCUUCCAUAGCAUGUUUGAUGUUGGUGGUCAAAGAGAUGAACGUCGGAAAUGGAUCCAGUGCUUUAACGGUAACACUUGUUUUUCCAAUUGAUCUGGCCAACCCAAUAGAGAAUAACUCACAAACACAAUUCAGAUCUCAUUUAUAGAUGUCUUUAUUUUUAGUCUAGACGGGUCCUAGUCUGUAGCCUCGUUCCACUAAAGGUUUCCUGUAUUUUCCUACCUAUUUACCAUCACCUUUGCUUUUCUGCUAUGCCUGUGUGUUUCGAGCUUAGGCUUAAAGCGAAGUGCCUUUUGACUGUGUCAUUGAUUGCACAUUACAAAACCAGUUUGUCUGAGUCCUUCCUCCCUCUGUCUUCCCCACAGAUGUAACAGCCAUUAUUUUCGUGGUGGCCAGUAGCAGCUACAACAUGGUGAUCCGGGAGGACAAUCAGACCAACCGUUUACAGGAGGCUCUCAAUCUAUUCAAGAACAUCUGGAACAACAGGUGACACACAAACGCACGCAUGCAUGCACACACACCAAUGGCAGUCGGUGCUGUUCGGAGUCCAUUCUUUCAUUUUUUAAUGAGCAUGGCCUUAUUUCUAUUACAGCAUAUUGAAUGACUGUCAUUCAUAUUCCAUUCGCCCAGCUCAGGUUUAGGCUACUACAUGAUACUUGAAUUUACCCUAUACCCAUCAUGAGGUUACUACAACCUAGCCUACAAAUGAAAGUUUAUAACGUAGGUGCACAGGUCAAGAGACAAAUUGGAGUAAUCAAGGUGACAGACAGUGAGUGACACAUUCAAUAACGCCUUGCAUACUGUUGCCUGCAUCUAGCUAAUCUGGGGUGUAAUCAUUAGUCUACUUAAACAAGAGUUUCUAUUGGAGAAAUUCAGGUAGGUCCCUCCUAGGGCUGUGGUGGUCAUAACAUUUUGUCAGCUGGUUAUUGUCAUGCCGGUCUCACGGUAAUUGACCGUUAAUUAACAUAAACACGUUUAGCAUCACCAGGCCUCCACGCAUACAAGCUGCAUACAAGCCGCUGAUGCACGCCUUUGGAACAUCUACAUAAAAAAAAGUAUAUUCAAUCAAUUUAAUAUACACCAUCACAAUAAAUCCAAUAUUUAUUUUAGUCAGGUCUAAAGAAACAUUAUGAUAUGAAUAUUUUUUUUCUUCAGAAGAACAGAAUAUGAGUUGGCCUACUGUAUGUUACCUGGCUAUGCUCCAUGCCAUAGGCUGUAAGCUUGUUCAUUUAGCAGACAAGAUAUGAUUAUAAGUACCUGGCCAUUAUUUUAUAUGAUAUGAUUUUAUAGUAAGAAGAAUAUAAUUGAAUAAAAUAGAAAGGAUAUUUUUCCCAUUCUGGAGCGAGAGUGCGCGCAUAUGAAGUGGCUAUGUUGAGCGUAAAAGUGAUAAUUUGAAACAGGUCCUAAAUGCUAGAUUUAGAGUUAUCUGGCAACUGUAGUGGUGAAUGAUACAAAUCUUAGAGUGCCUUAGAAAUCAAAAGAUAUUUGAGCUGCAUGAUGCGACUAUAGGCUGUUGAUGAUUUGAGAAAGUCGUCCAAAAAUGCUUGCGCUCUGUUCCUUGCUGUACACGCUCUUCUCUCAUCAAGUGAUCAUAUUUUCACCCGUCAGACUAUUCUCAAUUUAAUCUAGUCUUUACUAAUAUGUACAGUUAGUUUAGAUUUUGAAUGGGCAAGAAUAGGGACAAGACAAAAAAGAGGUCUGGAAUAGCGAUUGGAGGCCACUUUCCCGCCAGUACGUUUUUCACUCAUGUCGGUGCUGCACUACAGGUAAUAUUCCGCCCAAACUCUGUAUGCCAUGGCCUUUACCCAGUGCUUAAUUUGGGAAACCAAGUGAAAUCUGUUCUGCAACAUCGAUAGUAACAUGUUUUCACAAUGAAACAUAUUUCAUUAAACUGUUGAAAGCCCCUCUCUCUGCGCGCUGGAAAAAGGAAUGAAGGAGAGAGGGGAGGAGAUGGAAACUCACGGUGGUGAGAUGUCAGCCUAUUAAUUAUGAAAAUGUAUAUAUUUUAAAUGCCCUAUUACUAGGAUAUUCAAAAUAAAAUACAAAUGCACUAUAAUUUUAGACUAGAUCUGAAUUUGUUUAAUUUAGGCUGGACCAAUUAUCUACCAAAGGUACCUUAAAUCAGUAUUUCUUUAUGUUUUUCUGCCAGGUGUAAUAUGCGGUAGGGUACAUAAUUAUUUUAAUUCAGGGGGUUUUUCGGGCUUGGACUCAUACAGUGGGGAAAAAAAGUAUUUAGUCAGCCACCAAUUGUGCAAGUUCUCCCACUUAAAAAGAUGAGAGAGGCCUGUAAUUUUCAUCAUAGGUACACGUCAACUAUGACAGACAAAAUUAGAAAAAAAAAUCCAGAAAAUCACAUUGUAGGAUUUUUAAUGAAUUUAUUGGCAUAUGAUGGUGGAAAAUAAGUAUUUGGUCAAUAACAAAAGUUUCUCAAUACUUUGUUAUAUACCCUUUGUUGGCAAUGACACAGGUCAAACGUUUUCUGUAAGUCUUCACAAGGUUUUCACACACUGUUGCUGGUAUUUUGGCCCAUUCCUCCAUGCAGAUCUCCUCUAGAGCAGUGAUGUUUUGGGGCUGUCGCUGGGCAACACAGACUUUCAACUCCCUCCAAAGAUUUUCUAUGGGGUUGAGAUCUGGAGACUGGCUAGGCCACUCCAGGACCUUGAAAUGCUUCUUACGAAGCCACUCCUUCGUUGCCCGGGCGGUGUGUUUGGGAUCAUUGUCAUGCUGAAAGACCCAGCCACGUGUCAUCUUCAAUGCCCUUGCUGAUGGAAGGAGGGUUUCACUCAAAAUCUCACGAUACAUGGCCCCAUUCAUUCUUUCCUUUACACGGAUCAGUCGUCCUGGUCCCUUUGCAGAAAAACAGCCCCAAAGCAUGAUGUUUCCAACCCCAUGCUUCACAGUAGGUAUGGUGUUCUUUGGAUGCAACUCAGCAUUCUUUGUCCUCCAAACAUGACGAGUUGAGUUUUUACCAAAAAGUUAUAUUUUGGUUUCAUCUGACCAUAUGACAUUCUCCCAAUCCUCUUCUGGAUCAUCCAAAUGCACUUCAGACGGGCCUGGACAUGUACUGGCUUAAGCAGGGGGACACGUCUUGCACUGCAGGAUUUGAGUCCCUGGCGGCGUAGUGUGUUACUGAUGGUUGGCUUUGUUACUUUGGUCCCAGCUCUCAGCAGGUCAUUCACUAGGUCCCCCCGUGUGGUUCUGGGAUUUUUGCUCACCGUUCUUGUGAUCAUUUUGACCCCACGGUGUGAGAUCUUGCAUGGAGCCCCAGAUCGAGGGAGAUUAUCAGUGGUCUUGUAUGUCUUCCAUUUCCUAAUAAUUGCUCCCACAGUUGAUUUCUUCAAACCAAGCUGCUUACCUGUUGCAGAUUCAGUCUUCCCAGCCUGGUGCAGGUCUACAAUUUUGUUUUUGGUGUCCUUUGACAGCUCUUUGGUCUUGGCCAUUGUGAAGUUUGGAGUGUGACUGUUUGAGGUUGUGGACAGGUGUCUUUUAUACUGAUAACAAGUUCAAACAGGUGCCAUUAAUACAGGUAACGAGUGGAGGACAGAGGAGCCUCUUAAAGAAGAAGUUACAGGUCUGUGAGAGCCAGAAAUCUUGCUUGUUUGUAGGUGACCAAAUACUUAUUUUCCACCAUAAUUUGCAAAUAAAUUCAUUAAAAAUCCUACAAUGGGAUUUUCUGGAUUUUUUUUUCUCAAUUUGUCUGUCAUAGUUGACGUGUACCUAUGAUGAAAAUUACAGGCCUCUCUCAUCUUUUUAAGUGGGAGAACUUGCACAAUUGGUGGCUGACUAAAUACUUUUUUGCCCCACUGUAUAUAGGCUUAUGCAUAACCUCUAACAUGCAUAUUGGUGUUUUUAAUUAAUAAUCACUGUAGAAAGCGCUGACCAUUUCGUUGUGUUAGAUUUUGAAACAACAUCUUAAAACACCAGGUUUCCCACUCAGUUUCAACUUGUUGUUGAACUUCUUUCUUCAAAUUGAUCAAUCACAGUGAGGUGAGUUUUAAAAGCACAUACUGUUUUGAUGAUAAGUGUUUGAGGUGAUUUUUGAUGACAUUUGCAUUGAUGUCAGAGUGGUUAGAGGGACAAUAGAGCUCUGAGUACCAGGCCAUUAGGACCUGAUGGUAGUUAGCGAGUUAACUAGCUUGUGUUGUAGUAGUGAGACAAUGGCGAUGGUGGCUGCAGCAGCUGUUAUCAAUUUUAAGGUGGAUGUUGUUGCUAAUUUGUAGCAUCACCCUUUUCAAGAUUAAUUUUCAAACUUCGUUUACAAAUUAUCAUCUGAGUGGCCCUUUUUUGUAGCAGCUUGCAACCGGGCUAUCUCUUUGAACAUUAUAACUGUGUUGCAUUUAAACUUUAGAUCACCAGUUAGUGUGAAGAAUGUGAUCAAAUAUAUUUGCAAUGGGAAGUAAUAGCUGGUUUGUUAAUUUCAUUUUGGAAAUGAAAUGGUUGUGCUUUUGUAUUGUUAUGAUUUCAUGGGGCCUACUGGAGUGAAUGGGCUGCUUAUUCUUUAACAUGAUUUGAUGCUGUGUGUGACUAUUGUCGCCUGUCUAUCAGCCCGGUCUAUGUGUUUCACCAAAACUGGCUCUUCUUCAGCCCAAUGGAGUGCACAGGUAUUAUGGUCGCUGUCCUUUCAGCACCAUGAGCCUGUAACCUCUGAUGUGACACUGUUGUUUAUGCUAUUGGUGAUAGUCUGAUAGUGGUGUUAGGGUACCAUAGGUUGUGUAAACAGUGUCGCAUUAUUUUAUGCUAUGUGUCACAUGUUGUGUCCACUGUCCAAACCGGUUCUGUUUCUGUGUGUGCGCAGCCCGAAGCGCGGCCAGGCCUGUUUGAUUCAUUCAUACAACUAGAAUGGACUGACUACAUAAGAUAUGUCGGGCACAUUUAAGUGAUGGUAUAUUUUCUGUUAUGUUAUUUUGGAGUUUGAUGCGAUGUAUUGGAAGAUUUUUGGUCCCUCUGAAUGCCUAGAUCCUAUAGUCACGGUUCUACACUGUAUUAAUGUUAUAGUCAACAAACUAGAACUAAGGUGUUAGUAAACCCCAAAUCCAAUCCAUGUGUACAAUCACACAGUACGAUGUACAGCAAGCAGUUUAGCAGUUACACCGGGAGCCCCGGUGGCAAUAAGUUAAUAAAACCGAAAGCUUACCUUGACAUGAAAGAGUUGCAGUGUUGGAUAGUCUUAGCCAGCUAGCUAACAUAAAUAGCAUUCCUCUCUGUUUGAGUCAGGUUGUUGAGUAGGCCAAAUUAGCUGCAUUUUCUAACAAAGUGAAAGGUAAACUAAGAAGAAAAAAAGAUACAACGCAAUAUAGCUAGCUCUCUCUGCUGCUUCUCAAUUUGACUAAAUUAAUUUGUUCAAAACUUUACAACUAUUGUCUUUCUCUCACUUUGAGUCAACUACUCACCAUACUUUAUGCACUGCAGUCCUAGCUAGCUGUAGCUUAUACUUUCAGUACUUGAUUCAUUUUCUGAUCCUUUGAUUGGAUGGACAACAUUUUUAGCUCAUACUGCAAGAGCUCUGAUGGUUUGGAUGACGUCCCCCGAAGUCGUCAUAAUUACUGUGUAAGUCUAUGGAAGGGGGUGAGAACCAUGAGCCUCCUAGGUUUUGUAUUGAAGUUAAUGUAAACAGAGGAGGACAUAAAAUAGCUGUCCUCCGGCUACACCAUGGUGCUACCCUAGAGGAUGCUGUUGAGGCUAAUGUUCAUUGCAAAACAGUGUGUUUUAAUCAGUUAUUUGGUGACGUGAAUAUGUUUAGUAUAGUUUUAUCUAAAAAGGGUACAUUUUUUUGAAUGUUUCAUUUUUUAAUUAUGAAAUUCACUGAGUAGGAUGGUCCUACCCUUCCUCCUCUGAGGAGCCUCCACUGACACACACACACACACACACAGAGAAACACACACAACCCAUGACACCCACUAUCCACAAACAAUGAAGAUUCAUUCUAUUCCUCUGUUCUAAUGAAAUGCUCUCAUCAUAAAUAUAAUUUGCUAGCCCUAAAUGACCACUGAUUGCUUUCUACCUGUGUAUUUACCCAGCAUCUCUGUGUGUGUUUGUGUCUCUUUAGGUGGCUGCGGACCAUUUCUGUCAUCCUAUUCCUCAACAAACAGGACCUGCUAGCAGAGAAGGUGUUGGCUGGGAAAUCAAAAAUCGAAGAGUAUUUCCCAGAGUUUGCACGCUACACCACACCGGAUGAUGGUGAGAAGUUGAUACACUUGACUGGUUGUUAACUGUACACACACCCCCACAGAGCACUUCUGCUUUUAGCCACAGUAGGUGGCUCCUGAAUGUUCUUUCCUGUGGCUGAUAAGUAAUCGCCAUAGCGAACUGUGUCACUGACCAUGUGUGAUGGUGUACUAGAAUCCAAUCAUAACACUCAUCAUCAGUCUCUCACGCUUCUAUAGCAACACCAGAACCAGGGGAGGAUCCACGCGUCACGAGGGCAAAGUACUUCAUACGAGAUGAGUUCCUGGUAAGUGCAGAAAUUCCAAUGUCUCCCCUGCUAAUGUUAUCUAGAAUCUUAUGGUAUUGAUUACAAAAUAGGAUCUAAUCACAACAAAAGAUGCCAAAUGAGAUGACUUUCUCUUACUCAUAUUGAAUAAGUGAGCAGGAAGGGUAACAUGCAGUAAGUGUUAGAUUUGUUAUUGAGUCAAGUGGAUGAUGUCCCGAUGGUGCUAGUACUCUGUUGUCUCAUUGUGCUUCACUGUGAUUUCAGAGGAUCAGCACAGCCAGUGGAGACGGCAGGCACUAUUGUUACCCGCAUUUUACCUGCGCCGUCGACACGGAAAACAUCCGCCGGGUCUUCAACGACUGUCGGGACAUCAUUCAGCGGAUGCACCUUCGGCAGUACGAGCUCUUGUGA
Molecule: messenger RNA, 21815 nt
Organism: Coregonus sp. 'balchen'
Lineage: Eukaryota; Metazoa; Chordata; Actinopteri; Salmoniformes; Salmonidae
Source: the annotation of a GenBank genome assembly